UUUUGACGGGGAUUGAAAUAUGAAAUUAGAAUUGCAACACAUCACAUCUACACUCCAUUCAUAUUUACCCAAUCAAUUUUUGUUCGUAUGAUAGCUAUAAUAAGUCUGUAUAAAAACCCUACCACAUGUAACGAUGUCCCAAUCUUUUGAAAGAAAAAAUAAAGUUUUCUUCUUAAUAGUCAGCAUAACAUUAACACACAAUAGUCAUGGUCUUAAUUAUUGGCAGAUUUCACACUAAUAAUUGCAAUUAAUUGUAAUAAAUAGCUUUUGCUCAUCAAAAAAAAAAAAAAAAAUACUCGUAUUGAUUUUGAAAUUGUUGUAAUUAGUUUUGAGUGUAAAACACAAACCCAGCCUUCCCAUAUCAUAGUCAACAUUAAAUCCCCGGAAAAAGACAGAGUAUGCAGUUAGUUCUCUCCUUCAUCACAUGGAUAAAUAAGUACAUUAUAUAAAUUAUCUUGUCACCCUUGUUCAUCAAACAUUCACUCACCCAGACAAAAUAUCAAAGUUUGUUUAAAUCACAUUGGAGUUUUAGACUUUCAGUAGUAGUAAAAUAAAGCAGAAGCUUAGCUGCUGCAAUGGCGGUCAGAGGAGCUGCAGUGACACCAAAGUCAGUUCUGCCAACGAAUCUAACGCCUUCUUUCAGAAACAAAACUCACUCGAAGCAGAUUUCUGUGAAAGUUUCGGCUAGCAGCUCAGACAAGCAUGAUCAAAGUAGUAACUCUAGUAAGUCAAUCAGAAAAGAAAGAAAUGGCUGGAAAAUCGAUUUCACCGGAGAUAAACCACCCACCCCAUUGUUAAACACUAUCAACUAUCCUUUGCACAUGAAAAACCUGUCUACUCAGGAUCUUGAACAACUUGGUGCAGAGAUAAGAGUUGAACUUGUUUACUCAGUGGCAAAGACAGGCGGGCACCUUAGUUCUAGCUUAGGGGUGGUGGAUUUAACAGUAGCUCUACAUCAUGUAUUCAACACGCCUGAAGACAAGAUUAUAUGGGAUGUUGGUCAUCAGGCAUACGCACAUAAAAUUCUAACAGGAAGAAGAUCUAAGAUGCACACAAUAAGGAAGACCUCAGGAAUUGCAGGGUUUCCUAAAAGAGAAGAGAGUAUCUAUGAUGCUUUUGGUGCAGGGCAUAGUUCUACUAGCAUAUCUGCUGGUCUUGGUAUGGCAGUUGCAAGAGAUCUUUUAGGAAAAAAGAAUAAUGUUAUAUCAGUGAUUGGGGAUGGAGCAAUGACUGCAGGGCAGGCAUAUGAGGCUUUAAAUAAUGCAGGGUUCCUUGACACUAACCUGAUUGUCAUAUUGAAUGACAAUAAGCAGGUUUCGUUGCCCACUGCAACACUUGAUGGCCCUGCAACUCCUGUCGGGGCACUCAGUAGAACACUAGCAAAGCUUCAAGCAUCUCCAAAUUUCCGGAAAUUACGUGAAGCAGCCAAGGGCAUAACAAAGCAGAUUGGAGGGAAAACACACAUGGUUGCAUCAAAAGUUGAUGAAUAUGCAAGAGGCAUGAUUAGUAGUGCAGGAUCAACUCUCUUUGAGGAACUUGGUUUAUACUACAUCGGACCUGUGGACGGGCAUAGCAUGGUAGACCUAAUCACCAUAUUGAAGCAAGCCAAAGAAAUUCCAGCACCAGGACCAGUUCUAAUUCACGUAGUGACUGAGAAAGGAAAGGGUUAUCCACCAGCAGAAGGAGCAUCUGAUAAAAUGCAUGGAGUUGUAAAAUUUGAUCCCAGAUCAGGGGAGCAAUUCAAGUCCAAAUCCCCAACACAGUCAUAUACGCGGUACUUUGCCGAGUCGUUGAUAAAAGAAGCUGAAGGAGAUGAGAAGAUUGUGGCUGUUCAUGCUGCAAUGGGUGGAGGAACAGGUUUAAAUUAUUUCCAAAAGAGAUUUCCAGAUCGCUGCUUUGACGUGGGUAUAGCAGAACAACAUGCAGUAACAUUUGCAGCAGGUUUGGCUACCGAAGGCCUCAAGCCUUUUUGCACCAUCUACUCAUCAUUUCUACAGAGAGGAUAUGAUCAGGUAAUACAUGAUGUAGAUCUUCAGAAACUGCCAGUCAGAUUUGCAAUGGAUAGAGCAGGUUUAGUGGGUGGAGAUGGACCAACCCAUUGUGGUGCAUUCGAUAUCACCUACAUGGCCUGUUUGCCUAAUAUGGUUGUCAUGGCUCCAUCAGAUGAAGCAGAGCUGAUGCACAUGGUUGCAACUGCAGCAGCUAUUGAUGACAGACCAAGUUGUUUCAGGUACCCGAGGGGAAAUGGGAUAGGAGUUGCCCUUCCUCCUGGAAAUAAAGGAACACCACUUGAGGUUGGAAAGGGAAGAAUAUUGAAAGAGGGGUGCAGGGUAGCACUGCUGGGAUAUGGAACUAUUGUGCAAAAGUGCCUAGAAGCCUCAGUUUUGCUGAAAUUUUGGGACAUCUCAGUGACAGUAGCUGAUGCAAGGUUCUGCAAACCUCUUGAUGGUGAUCUUAUUAAACACCUAGCAAAUGAACAUGAAAUACUUAUAGUUGUUGAAGAGGGUUCUAUAGGAGGUUUUUCAUCUCAUGUGUCGCACUUCCUCGGUCUGAAUGGUAUUUUGGACGGAUCUCUUAAGCUAAGAGCAAUCAUCCUUCCUGAUAGAUACAUUGACCAUGGAGACUACGAAGAUCAGUUGGAAGAAGCAGGAUUGACUUCAAAACAUAUAGCUGCAACUGUGCUGUCAAUGUUGGGAAAGCAAAAGGAAGCUCUAACACUUUAGGUUCAGAAAAUAGGUGCACAGAAACAAGUUACCAUCACAUGUAAAUCUAUAUAUCUUGGCAGAUUCAGUUGUGGAAUACCUAAAACAUAUUGUGGCCAAUUUUGAUGGUUUACCAUGUUUGUCUUUGCCAAUGUGCCCUUCCUAGCAUAAACAAGACAUGUAUUAUACUUGUAUUAAACACAGACACUACAAGAGAUUAAGAAG
This is a messenger RNA of Chenopodium quinoa (quinoa), 2927 nucleotides long. Its product is annotated as probable 1-deoxy-D-xylulose-5-phosphate synthase 2, chloroplastic. Bases 576 to 2723 code for a protein of 715 amino acids. The transcript is spliced from 10 exons. The record is from RefSeq and is a predicted model, not a curated record. Gene Ontology annotation, biological process: terpenoid biosynthetic process. Gene Ontology annotation, molecular function: 1-deoxy-D-xylulose-5-phosphate synthase activity. NCBI's taxonomy places the organism in Eukaryota, Viridiplantae, Streptophyta, Magnoliopsida, Caryophyllales, Amaranthaceae.